AUGAGAGCUCUUGCAUACUUCGCUAAAAACAAAAUACAAUUUUCUGAUGAAAUUCCAGAGCCAAGGAUUGAACUCGAUGAUGAAGUACUCAUCGACAUCUCCUACGCAGGAAUUUGUGGUUCAGACCUGCACGAGUAUUUAGAUGGCCCUAUCUUCUUCCCGGAAGACAAUGCGGUUGAAAAGAUAAGUGGAAAAGGUUUACCACAGCCAAUGGGCCACGAAAUGUCCGGUGUAGUCUCUAAGGUGGGGCCCGCUGUGACGAAGGUCAAGGUGGGCGACCAUGUUGUUGUAGAAGCCACCAGUACAUGCCAAGACAUCUAUCGCUGGCCAAACUCAUCUUUUCCAAAGGACGAGGAGUGUGGUGCUUGCAAGAAAGGAUUUUAUAACUGCUGCGGCCACUUGGGCUUCUGCGGUUUGGGUGCCUAUGGAGGUGGUUUUGCCGAGAAAGUGGUUACUAGCGAGAGACACGUCGUCAAAGUUCCUAACGACAUCCCUAUGGAUGUGGCAGCCUUGGUGGAGCCACUUUCAGUUGCUUGGCACGCAGUCCGCAUUUCUGGAUUGAAGCCGGGCCAGUCUGCGCUUGUUCUUGGCGCAGGUCCUAUUGGUCUUGCUACAAUUUUGGCGCUACAAGGCCAUAAGGCAGGCAAGAUUAUCGUUUCCGAACCAGCUAAGGCUCGUAGAGAACAAGCAGCUUUAAUGGGUGCUGAAACUUUCAAUCCUUUCGAUCACGGGAAAGACGCUGUCGAUGUUUUACGGAAGAUCGCUCCCGAUGGUGAAGGUUUUGAUUUUUCAUACGAUUGCUCUGGUGUCAAACAAACUUUCGACACUUCUCUACAUGCACUAACUUUUAAUGGUGUAGCUGUUAACAUUGCGGUUUGGGGUCAUAAGCCAAUCGAUUACUACCCAAUGGAUGUCACCUUGCAAGAAAAGUUCGUCACAGGUUCAAUGUGCUACACAAUUGAAGAUUUCAAGGCCGUCGUUAAGGCUUUGCAUGAAGGCUCCAUUGAUAUUUCAAGAGCUAAACGUAUGAUCACUGGCCGUCAGAAAAUUGAGGAUGGUUUCGAAAAGGGUUUCAUGGAACUCAUCAACCACAAAGAAACCAAUAUCAAAAUUCUCCUAACACCUAACAAUUUUAACGAAUUGUCUGAGUAA
Molecule: messenger RNA, 1152 nt
Organism: Lachancea fermentati
Lineage: Eukaryota; Fungi; Ascomycota; Saccharomycetes; Saccharomycetales; Saccharomycetaceae
Source: the annotation of a GenBank genome assembly